GCGCGGGCACAAGACCGCCUAGAAAAAAAGUGAAAAAGCAAUUGGGUGCUCCUGUUAGCGCCACCGCUACCACUGCACCUGCGGCGACCACGACAACCGUCGCUCCUACCACGGCUCCGGCGGUUGUUCCUCCUGCGGCAUCGAACUUAAACCAUACCGGAAGUCUAUUAAUAAAUAGUCAAACGUCAGCGAAUUCCACGGCUUCAACCGCAGCAUCGGCAACGAAACCAGCAGUCACGCAACCUAGCAAUAAUCCAACCGAACAAGUGCUGACCGGAGUAGGCUCAACGACGACAGCUCCCAGUAGCCAAGCUACAGCAGGAGCAAUCAAUCAACAGCCACUUCCACUGACAGCAGCAAGUCCAGCAGCGGCGUCGGUAGCAGUAUCCACUGUAUCAUCGUUAGUAAUGCCAACGCCCCCGGUAGCAAGUCACAGUUCAAUGCCGGCACAGCCCUCGCGACCGAGUUCAUUGGCGACGGCGGUGCCCGCGAAAAAGACGCCGAUAAUACCGCCCACGAUAGCCUCGGCAGCACCCACACCAGUCGCACCAGCGGUCGCGGCCACACAGUCGAUUCCCACGACCACAGCGACGACGAUAGCCAGUGUGCCACCAGCGCCGGUCACCUCACCCCUCGUUGCCCCGCAGCCACCGGUCAGUUCCUUUUCCAGUGCCAGUGCUCCCAUCAGCCAACAUGACUCCAUCGCACAGGAUCUCAUGCAGGCCAACUUCAAUGCUAUAGUGUCUGCGCCAAUAUCGCAAAGUGCCCUGGAACAAUCGCUUGUCUCGUCAAUGAUGAACACCAAAAUACCAGCAUCUACCAACAAUAUGAAUUUGUUGUCUCAAGACGUGAAAAACAUGAUGGGCGGUCUUGGGCUUGGCAAUCUCAACAUGAACUUCCAGCAAAGCCUUUCGCACAUGGCCAUGGCGAAUCAACUUGAUAGUAUUAUCAACGUCUCUUCACCACUCAAUAUUCAAAACAGCCAUAUGAUCACGACGAUGGGUCAUCAUCAGCAGCAGCCUCAACAACAUUCGAAUGGCUUCUCGAAUAUGAAAAGGGACUCGCCACCGAAUAUGUUGAACAACAAUGGCAUUCCUGGUCUGGGCAUGAAUCUUAAUAUGGGCAUGGCAUCAAUAUUCGAUCCACAUCCUAUGGUUAUGCCUAUGAAUUUGCCACCGCAGCUGUCCAUGAAGAAGGAUGACAAAAUGGCUAUGGCCCAACAACAGAUGCCACAGAAGAUGGAUGAAAUGGGUGUUCUUGGGCUAUCGCAAAUGACCAACCACUCGAAUGCUCAAAUAAUGCCCGAGAAGAAGAUGACGCCGCCUGAUUCAAAGAAUCCAACUGCCAACUUCGCAUCGGCUUUUAAAAAUAAGACCGUGGAGCAAAAUGUUAAAAAUGCAUCAUCGUGGUCUUCUUUAGCCCAAGCUUCAAGUCCACAGUCAGCUGCAGGUACGAGUGCAAAGAACGCAACGCGGGACACGUUCCAAGCAUUCAAGAAGCAAGCCAAGGAAAAGCAAGAUAGGCAACGAGCGUUGGCAGAGCAACAAGAAAUGCGUCGCCAGCAGAAGGAGCAAGCAGAACGCGAACGACUGCGUCAGGAGAACGAGCGUCGCCGCGAGAAAGAAGAAGAUCACGCGAUGGAUAAGUCACGCAAGACGUCACCGACCUCCUCGGCGUCACCGGUCACGCAUCAGCAUUCGCAACAGUCAAGCGCAAGGCCGGAAGCGAUGCAAAAGACUGCAGCCGACGUCGCGGAGACAGAUAGUAGUAGUCCAAGCCAAUCGGCUGGUGCCGACAAGGCUGCUGCUGAGAGGGAAAGACAGAGGCUUAGGGAACAGGAAAGACGUCGACGUGAGGCGAUGGCUGGUCAAAUCGACAUGAAUAUGCAAAGCGACCUGAUGGCCGCCUUCGAGGAGUCGCUGUAAUGUGAGACAAGGCGACGAGUGGAGCAAGGAUUAUUACGGAAGAAUAAAUAAAACUGUGCGUGUGUGUGCUAAACGAUUACGAAAAAGAAAAUGUGUACAGACUAAUAUUUUCGACGCGCAGCGCGUGUGCGAGAUACUCACACACACACACUCACACACAAUUAUGCCUCUGACUCCAAUCUCGAUAUUUAUAUUCGCACUCGAAUAUAAUAUAUGCAACAAUACACGGACACACUGCCGAGGCACAUCUAUUAUUUCUUCUUGUUUCUCUGCUAUGAGAAUUCCUGUCCAGAAAAGUGACCAACCAAUUAUUCUGUGUUUCUGCGUGUGCAGCCGUGUGAAGCCGUGUGAAAAGCCUCAUUGCUAUAUAUACUUACACUGACUACAUUGUAAUGAUUGUUUUUCGACGUUUUUCCGGUUUUCAUAAGUUUGUACUUUAUGUAAAUUUGAAGACAGAGUAUGUGUGAGAGAGCGAGAGAUAUAUUUCAAGUGCGUGAAUUUUUUUGUUUCUUUUCGCGAGAAAACGAUUAAAAAGAAGCAAGUGACAAAAUAAACAAUUGUAGAAAUAAAUAUUAUAACAGAAAAAUACCAAUGUGUUUUUGUGCGUUAGUCGAGCGAGAGUCUAUACGUUUGAGAGUACCAAGAAUGCGUGUGUGAAUAAGAAUUGAUGUAAGGCGUUUAUUAAUGGAGGCGAAAAUAAGAUAAAAAACGUUCUGUACAUUUAGUUAAGUUUUAUAUUUUUCCACAUUUCAGUCAUUGAUCGUUGUUAGGAUUAUUAUAGCUAGUUUUUUCUGCCAAUAACUAAAGGAAUAAUUACAAAUCGAGUAAACUUCGUGCUGUUGCUUCUCGAACGCAGACUGAAGUAAAUGGAAAAAAUAAUAACAAUUACAUAAUGCGAUAUGUCUCGCAAAACGUGAGAUAUAGUUGAAUAGAUAAAAAAUCAUGAUAAAUUCAUCGAUGAAUAACGCAUCAAAAAUGAUAUUGUCAUUGUCAGAAAUAAAAGGUGAACUUUUGUGUGAAGAGGGACGUAAGGCUGUAAAACGUUUCAAUAGUACGGGAUAUGGAUGCUCGUGGCGCCGACUAAGCAAUAUCUCGCUAAAAAUUAAUAUUUUUUCUAAUUUUUUUUAGUAUCGCUAAUAUGAUAUCGUUUAACUUUUUUACAAGCUUUUUCUUAUCCCUAUCAUUUGUGAAUACUUUUUUCGUUUGGAUGAGUAUUGCAUAUACGUUGGUUUUCUCGAGACGUGGAACUGUGUAUGAUAAAAUGGAAAUAGAAAAAAAAAUUAAUUGCUAGCUUAAUAAUGCUGAGUGACUAGCCCUAGAUUUUUUAUAUAGCUUCGAAAAAUCCCGUUCGAGAGAAUAAGCAACAAGAGAUGAAAUGAAAAAAUGAAAAUACACAGCGUCAAUUACUAUGAUUAUAAUGAUAUGUAAUAUUGAAUGUGAAAUAAUUAAACGAUCUCUCGUCCGAAAUCGAUAAAAUUGGCUUUCCUACGCGAUUGCUGUAGAAUGCGAUCAUUAAAGACUCACCCAUAUUAACGACUCAACAUAGCCGAUUAAUCGUAAGAGCCUGUACUUGAUAUGUAUGCUUAGCGAAACGAUAAAUAAACAUUCGAUGGGAGAUUUUAUUAAUUAGUCUCGAGAUUACGUGAAAUCAUUCGUGCAAAUACAUUUGGAUAAAUCGACGAAAGAUUCGAAUCCUACAGUAAUGAACGUAAGCGUUUAUUUCUCUCAUUAAACAAGCGAAGUACAAAUGUUGCAGAGAUUAUAUUAACAAUUGAAGUGUAAUAUUGUAAAUUUAUAGCGGAAUCAUUGCGAUAAAAUCUAUCUAGUUUUAAUUCUUUGAAAAUAAAUUUGGAAUUCAAAUUGUUAAGGUGUUCUUUUGCGAAAUUUUUUAGUCUAGAAAAAUGAAAAUAAACUUGUGGACGGCUUCACUAACUUUUUCAAAAUUUCUUAUUUUUCGUAAAAAUGUAAGGUUACAUUGUUUUUUUAUUGUUCGCGCCUCUUUCUUUCAAUCUAACAUGAAAAUGAAUUUACACUUUUCCUUCAAAAAUAAUGACAGGUAUAAUUGAAAACUAUUUUGAUAAAUGUAAAAAAACAGUUAAUGUUGCAACAGUUUCUUAUACGAAUCGAUUUCGUAUUUAUUCUUUCAUCAGGAAUUAUAUGUGUAUAUGUGUAUAUGUGUGUGUGUGUGUGU
Phymastichus coffea is the source of this 4116-nucleotide messenger RNA. RefSeq names its product homeotic protein female sterile-like. The record is from RefSeq and is a predicted model, not a curated record. NCBI's taxonomy places the organism in Eukaryota, Metazoa, Arthropoda, Insecta, Hymenoptera, Eulophidae. Bases 408 to 1925 code for a protein of 505 amino acids. The transcript is spliced from 8 exons.